CUUUGGAGUAAAGCGGGUUAUUUUGCCAUCAACAAGGAUGGCGGCUAUAGAGAUGUUUGGGGGAAUGGCGUGAAGGGUUGCCUGGGAGCAUUCUCCAGCUGGCGGGGAAAGGCCCCAGGAUUUGCUGGGGACCCCCGAGACAAAAGAAAGGGGAUAUUAAACUCGUUCUGAUGUUAUCACUAAGGCACGCUAAUUGAACUUCAUACAUUAUCUAGAAGAGGACCUCUCAUGGAAUGGUGGUUGUGGUCUUCUGGGUAUGCUCUGUCCACUGAGUAACCAUGGACUCCAAGGAGAAGUGUCAGGAUGAAAUGACUUCAAAUUUGGGUCUGACCACAACGAAGGCUCUGACUACACUGAGAGACCAGCUGUCGGCACUUCUGGAGGGGCAUCAGAAGGAAAGGAAGAAGGUGAUUUCCUGGAAGGAGGUGUGGCGAGCCAGUUUCCUGCACCAUGGCAACCGCUGUUCCUGUUUCCAUUGGCCAGGGGCAUCCCUGAUGCUGCUGACAGUGCUGAUACUAUUAUGCUGUUAUGGGAGCCAACCACAAGGAAGUGAAGGUUCUGAAAUUGUGAAUGCCUUGGCCCUGUUCCUCUUGGUGCUGCUCGACGUCCUCUUGAUUGGACGGCAAGAGAGGCUAAAGCGCCAGGAGGUCGAGAAGAGACUCCGGGACAUCAUUGGCAGGAUAAAUGAUGCCUUGAAGGAUGGCAAAGAGCUGAGCUGGACAAACUCUAUGUACCCUGACCUUCACAUGCCCUUUGCUCCCUCCUGGUCACUCCACUGGGUCUACCGGGACGGCCAUCUUGUCAAUCUUCCAGUCAGCUUGUUAGUAACGGGUGAUGUCGUUGCCCUGAGGCCAGGGCAGGAGUCCUUCACUUCUCUCAGAGGGAUUAAGGAUGAUGAGCACAUUGUCCUGGAGCCUGGGGAUCUCUUUCCCCCCUUUUCUCCUCCACCGUCUCCAAAUGGGGAGGUGAAGAAGGGACCUCAGAAUCCACAACAGUAUCGACUCUUCCGUGUCACAAAAACACCAGUGAUUGACAAUGUCAGGUUAUGUUUAGACAUGGCUUUGUCACGUUCCGUGACCGCUCUGGAUAACGAAAGGUUCACUGUACAGUCGGUGAUGCUCAAGCUUGCCGUUCCCAUUGUGCUGAUUGGUUUCCUGAUCACCAAUGCCAUACGCUUUGUUUUCAUGGCUCCUGGAGUUGUCCCUUGGCAAUACACAUUGCUUCAGCUGCAGGUCAAUGGGGUCCUGCCCAUCCUCCCGCUGCUGUUCCCUGUCCUGUGGAUUCUUGCCACUGCCUUUGGUGAAGCCAGAGUCCUGGCCCAGAUGAGCAAGACCUCACCCACUUCCCUGCUGGCUAAGUUCUCAGAGGACACACUGAGCAGCUACACAGAGGUGGUAUCUACCCAGGAAAUGAUGCGGUGUAUCUGGAGCCACUUCCUGGAUGUUCUGAAGGGCAGGUCUCCAACCCUCACCUUCACCUCUAGUUUGCUUCACAGCCUGGGAUCUGUCACAGUGCUUUGCUGUGUGGAUAAGCAAGGAAUUCUGUCCUGGCCUAAUCCCAGUCCAGAGACGGUUUUGUUCUUCAGUGGUAAAGUGGAACCUCCUCAUAGCAGCCAUGAAGACCUGACAGAUGAACUCUCCACACGCUCCUUCUGCCACCCAGAAUUGGACGAAGAGCCCCACGAAAGGGACGCUCUGCUCUCGGGGCCUUUGUCAGACAUCGUUCACAUCACCAAUGAGCAAGACAGAGCGGAGUGGUCUAGCGGCAACACCCCAAAGUCUUCUGAGGCUCAUACUCACAAGAAGCCAACCAGCCGCAGCAAACACCCUUCGGGAUCCAAUGUGAGCUUUAGUAAGGACAUCGAGGGCGGGGAGGAGGAGCCCAUGCAGGUUGAGGCUGACAGCGAGGGCCUGGCAUGCGAGGCGGAAGACUUUGUGUGCGAUUACCACUUGGAGAUGCUGAGCCUCUCCCAAGACCAGCAGAACCCCUCCUGCAUCCAGUUUGACGACUCCAACUGGCAGAUGCACUUGACCUCCCUGAAGCCCCUGGGCUUGAACGUGCUGCUUAACUUGUGCAACGCCAGCGUGACGGAGCGCCUGUGCCGAUUCUCUGACCACCUCUGCAACAUCGCCUUGCAGGAGACGCACAAUGCCGUGUUGCCUGUCCAUAUUCCGUGGGGACUCUGUGAGCUGGCUAGGCUCAUAGGCUUUACACCUGGUGCCAAAGAGCUUUUCAAGCAGGAGAACUACUUGGCCCUUUACCGGCUGCCAUCAGAUGAGAUGGUGAAGGAGACGAUGCUUGGGAAACUCUCCUUCAUCACCAAAAGGAGACCACCUUUGAGCCACAUGAUCAGCCUUUUUGUCAAAGACACUACUACCAGCACCGAGCAGAUGCUUUCCCAUGGGACUGCUGACGUCAUCCUGGAGGCCUGCACAGACUUCUGGGACGGUUCGGAUAUUUAUCCGCUGUCUGGCUCUGACAGGAAGAAAGUGUUGGAUUUCUACCAGCGUGCCUGUCUUUCGGGCUAUUGCUCCGCCUUCUCUUACAAGCCCAUGCACUGCGCCUUGUCCUCCCAGCUCAAUGGGAAGUGCAUAGAGCUAGUGCAGGUCCCUGGGCAGAGUGCCAUCUUCACGUCCUGUGACCUCCCUGGGACGACGCCCAUCAAGCAGAACAGCCGGAGGAACAGCUGGAGCUCCGAUGAAGGGAUUGGGGAAGCGAUGGAGAAGGAGGACUGCAUCCAGGCUCUGAGCGGCCAGAUCUUCAUGGGAAUGGUCUCGUCCCAGUAUCAGGCCCGAUCAGAUGUCGUCCGCCUCAUUGAGGGACUUGUCAAUGCCUGCAUUCGUUUUGUCUACUUCUCCCUGGAAGAUGAGCUCAAGAGCAAGGUGUUUGCUGAGAAGAUGGGUCUGGAGACCGGCUGGAAUUGCCACAUAUCCCUGACACCCAAUGGAGAUGUGCCUGGUUCCGAAAUUCCUCCUUCCAGCCCCAGCCAUGCAGGCUCCUUGCGGGAUGAUCUACAGCAGGUUUCUCGAGAAGAUGCAGAGGGGCUUCUGCUGAUGGAGGAGGAAGGACACUCCGACCUCAUUAGCUUUCAGCCAACCGACAGUGACAUCCCCAGCUUCCUGGAGGAUUGCAAUAGGGCCAAACUGCCACGUGGAAUCCACCAGGUGAGGCCCCACCUGCAGAAUAUUGACAACGUGCCUUUGCUUGUUCCUCUGUUUACAGAUUGCACCCCAGAAACCAUGUGUGAGAUGAUUAAGAUCAUGCAGGAAUACGGGGAGGUCACUUGCUGCCUCGGCAGCUCUGCCAACUUGCGCAACAACUGCCUUUUCCUUCAGAGCGACAUCAGCAUAGCCCUGGAUCCUCUUUACCCCUCUCGCUGCUCUUGGGAGACGUUUGGGUACGCCACCAGCACUAACAUGACCCGUAUCUCCGAUGAGCUCACGCCUCUCCAGUUGUCUGGCCAGCUGAACAGCCUAUCGUGCUCCCUGACUAUUUAUCCAGAAGAAACCAUUGGGCUCAUCAGACUUAUAGAACAGGCUCGGCAUGCAACUUAUGGUAUUCGCAAAUGCUUUCUCUUCCUCCUCCAGUGUCAGCUGACUCUGGUCAUAAUCCAGUUCCUUUCUUGCCUGGGGCAGCUGCCCCCCAUUCUCAGUACCACCGACAUCCUGUGGCUUUCCUGCUUCUGCUACCCGUUGCUAAGUGUGUCCCUCCUGGGCAAGCCUCCUCACAGUUCCAUCAUGUCCAUGGCAACUGGGAAGAACCUGACCUCCAUUCCGAAAAAGACCCAGCAAUACUUCCUGUUCUGCUUCCUGCUGAAAUUCAGCCUCACCAUCUGCACCUGCUUGGUUUGCUUUGGCUACAUGCUGCAGGAUUACUGUGUGAACUUCAACUCCUCUGCCUUCAAUGUGAAUGUCACGGGCUGCUCCUCCAUCAUGCUGCACAGUAGUGCAGAAAGCUCCCCCGACUGGUUUGGAAAAUUUUCCAGCAUCCUUCUCCUGGCCCAGAAGUUCACUGCUGGGAUGAUUGUCUUACAUACUGUGUUUAUCUCUGUCACCCACGUCCAUCGUACCAAACCACUGUGGAAGAAAAGCCCCUUCACUAACUUCUGGUGGACUCUGACAGUUGUCAUUGUGCUGCUGGGCCAAGUCAUCCAGACCCUCCUGGACCUGAAGCUCUGGGUGAACCUCGAGUCUCCAGUGACCUACAAAAUGGAUGACAUUCCCAUGGCCUCCUGGCUGUUGGGUUUGCUCUCUCUUAUCCUUGUUGUGAUCAUCAAUGAGACUGUCAAACUCCAUGAAAUCAGGGUUCGUGUACGUUACCAGAAGAGGCAGAAGCUGCAGUUUGAAACCAAGCUGGGCAUGAAUUCCCCAUUUUAAUCCCCACAAGUAGGACGUGCCCUGGAAGGCCUGGGGGCUGCAUGUUCCCUUCUCACACAACCUUGCCACCUUGCUGAGAGAGGAAAGAAAAAGAGCACCCAGCCUCAUGUGUGAAUCCCUCUGGUCAGUGUGGAUCAGAAGAGGCCAACCGCUAAGAGCAGGGAAGAGCUACAUCUUGAGCGCUGCUGAAGAUUCAGUGCCUGGCAUAAAAGCAUUGGUGGGACAUGGACUGCUGCUAUUCCUUCUUUAAAAUUUAUUUUUUACACCUCCUUCCCUUGGAGCUCCUUGGGAUCCAGCAGAUUGACACCUUGGAUUGAAGAGCAAGGAAUUCUCAUUUGACACUCCCCCCCCCCCUGCCGUUCAUAAUUUGACUAGGUUAUUUCUCUUUGUCCUUCUUGGCCCACCCUUGACUUCCCUGUCAAUCUCAUCUGUUCAUUUGUUGCAAUGCUGCUUGCCCCAGGGCAUUCUGGGUAUAAGCGCUGCACCCACCCAGGAGGGAAUAGGAGCAGCUGGCCUGCUAGCUGGCCCUGCAGAAGUACCCCCCCACACACACA
This is a messenger RNA of Podarcis raffonei (Aeolian wall lizard), 4930 nucleotides long. It is a transcript of the gene TMEM94, whose product is annotated as transmembrane protein 94. The coding region runs from base 279 to 4376 and encodes 1365 amino acids. NCBI's taxonomy places the organism in Eukaryota, Metazoa, Chordata, Lepidosauria, Squamata, Lacertidae. The transcript is spliced from 32 exons. The record is from RefSeq and is a predicted model, not a curated record.